Messenger RNA from Nematolebias whitei (Rio pearlfish), 1715 nucleotides. RefSeq names its product UDP-Gal:betaGlcNAc beta 1,4- galactosyltransferase, polypeptide 2 (gene b4galt2). Gene Ontology annotation, molecular function: glycosyltransferase activity. NCBI's taxonomy places the organism in Eukaryota, Metazoa, Chordata, Actinopteri, Cyprinodontiformes, Rivulidae. Bases 483 to 1631 code for a protein of 382 amino acids. Gene Ontology annotation, biological process: carbohydrate metabolic process. The record is from RefSeq and is a predicted model, not a curated record. The transcript is spliced from 7 exons.
AGAUGAAAGCUUGUGCCAUCACUGCAAUUACCUGUCAGUGGUAGAAACUGGACAGAGUGGACUGUCUUGAAAAAUGGAAUACCCCAAAGCUUCAGCCACAAGCUAUCACAAAUGACCACAUACCUUCUCUCCUGGAUUUUCUCACAGCGACCUUAUGCUUGAGUUUGUGAAUCUAGUAUUGCAUUAAAAGUAUUUAGUUGUUUUGUCAUGAAGAUAAUCUGGAGACACACCACAAACAAGCUAGCCUUGCAGAUUUUAGGAGCAGCAGGCAUAGCUGAUGGUGUAGUCGUCCUCUUGUUGGCAGUGACUCCACGACCUCUGCUGACAUCGUCAGAUAUCUGAGUAUCAGUAAAACACAUGUCCUCAUCAGAGAUUCAACACAGCAGCAGCCACAAAAUUGUCUAAAAUGAGCACACACCCAUAGCUUCGCCACGCCAGCGUUGCUGUGGCUGGCCGUCACAGGACGGCCAUCAUCUCCUGCCAUGACCCGGCUGAUGUUGGGCCGGACUCUGGAGCGUAUCUGCAAAGGCGUCCUGUUGCUUUGCCUGCUCCAUUUCCUCAUCAUGAUGAUUCUGUACUUUGACGUGUACUCUCAGCGUUUCGACCUCUUCAGCCGCUUCAACAACGGCCGAAAUGGAUCCAGGAACAACGUUAGUGGAACCGGGAGUGGACAUCAUUAUUACUACUACAACCUCUCAAGGCCCAACGCAACGUUCGCCAGCUACCUGGCUACAGGCGAGCAGCUGGCGCAGAGCAUGCAACCCGAGAACAAUCAGACUCCUUCUCCCAAACCUCUGCCACCAUGUCCUGAGAACCCACCAGGUCUUGUGGGGCGGUUGCUGAUUGAGUUCAGUUCCCAGAUGACGAUGGAGCGAGUGCAGAAAGAAAACCCCAACGUUACAGAGGGAGGCCGAUACACCCCCCCGGACUGCCGGCCAAGGUGGAAGGUUGCCAUCAUCAUUCCAUUCCGUCACAGAGAAAAUCACCUGAAGUACUGGCUCCACUACCUCCACCCUAUCCUCAGACGGCAAAAGAUUAACUACGGCAUCUACAUCAUCAACCAGUUGGGCGAGGACACCUUCAAUCGAGCAAAGUUGUUGAAUGUCGGCUACACGGAGGCUCUGAAGGACGCAGAGUAUGACUGCUUCAUCUUCAGCGACGUGGACCUGAUCCCGAUGGAUGACCGCAACCUGUACCAUUGUUACGACCAGCCAAGACACUUUGCCAUUGCAAUGGACAAGUUCGGCUUCAGGUUGCCUUAUGCUGGCUACUUUGGAGGCGUUUCAGGACUCAGUAAAAAGCAGUUUCUGAAAAUCAACGGUUUUCCAAAUGAGUACUGGGGCUGGGGAGGGGAGGACGAUGACAUUUACAACAGGAUCACUCUGAACGGGAUGAAGGUGUCCAGGCCCGACGUCCGCAUCGGCCGCUACAGAAUGAUUAAGCACGAGAGAGACAAACACAACGAGCCCAACCCGCAGAGAUUCAACAAAAUCCAGAAUACGAAGAACACGAUGAAGAAGGACGGCAUCAGCUCCCUGACCUACAAACUGCUGGAGGUAAAGAAGUAUCCUCUCUACACAAACAUCUCCGUGGAGAUCGGCAAGCCGCCGCCUCGGCCCGUCAAAGGCUAGGGAGGUGAGAGGAAGGUGACGAUGAGGAGGGUGGUGCACGCUGACUGACAGAGGAGCAGGAACAUCUGGAGCGACCGGGGACGG